This is a messenger RNA of Megalopta genalis, 1879 nucleotides long. The record is from RefSeq and is a predicted model, not a curated record. Lineage: Eukaryota; Metazoa; Arthropoda; Insecta; Hymenoptera; Halictidae.
CAUUAUCAUCAUGAUUAAGUCUGGCUUCUUGAACCCGCUUGGUUGCUUUACUUAAAAUCUCCAUGUGCUUAUUUCCAAGAUCAUCGAAUUUGCGAUACGCUUCUUCUGGUGAAGUUUGUUGCGUAAUUAAAGCAUCCAAAAAAUCGUAUAAAUACUAAAAAUGAGUUAACACUUAUUAAAUUCUAUUAAAACGUGUUAUAUGCAUGAUCGGGGUUUGUAAUCAUUCGCAGCUUCAUAUCACCCCAUGUUGUUUAUACUUGUUACAGCCCUGCACUUAAACAAUUAGGUGAUCUUAACCUUUGUGUCAUGUUUUCUUGACGGUGAUUUAUUAUUAUUGUUUUAACGCAAUAAAACAAUUUCAUAACCCGCAUGAAAAUAUACUUGUAUUAAAUCUAUUGAAAAUGGUAAAUUGCAAACUAAAUCAAAUAUUUCUUGGAGAAAUUGCGUCUGUACAAAAUUACGGAGCUUUCAUUCGAAUUCCUGGCUGUGCAUCGCAAGGAUUACUACACAGAUCGCAGGUAAGCAAUGCUCGUGUCGAUGAUGUUGCGCAGGUUUUACAAAAAGGAGAACGAGUUUGGUGCAAAAUAAUUUCUAUGGGAGAUGAUGGUAAAAUAGGGUUGUCUAUGAAAUAUGUGAAUCAAGGAAAUGGGACAGACUUAGAUCCUAAUGGGGUCGAAUUACAAAGGGAUGCUCAAAAGAAGAAAUCUUUCGGAAAAUAUGAACAUAAAGCAAUACAUUUAGAAGCAGUUCUUAACACAACAUGCACAAAAUGUGGAACUGCUGGUCAUUUAUCGAAUGAUUGUUUCAUGUCUCCUGAUGGGAAAAAAUAUGACUUAAUUCCAGAAAUUGAAGAAGAAGUUGUUCAACAACCGAUUGAUGAAAAUGAGAAGGAAAAGAAGCACAAACAAAAAAAAGUUAAGAAAAAACACAAACUUAAAAAAAAUAAGCAAGGCGUAGAUAAUAGUGAUUCAGAUGAGAAAGAAAUAACAAAGAAAAAGAAGAGGAAACAUUCCAAAGAUCAGAAAAAAAAGAAGAAAAGGAAACAUGACAGUUCCUUUAGUGAUGAUAGUUCUAAUGACAGUUCUUCUAGUCAUAAUGUAAAAGUUCACAAACGAAAACAUUCUGAAAGCUCAGAGAAACGUACAAAAAAAUGUAAGCACUCAAAAAGUAAAUAUCCAGAUCGAUGAGACAUAAUACAAUUCGUGCAGAUUUGAAGACUAAUUUGUAUGUAGCUUUUAUAACUUCUUCAAUUACAAAAAUAUUUUUAGUGUGUAACUUGUGAUCUAUGCACUUUCGAUACUUGUAAUAAUGCAAUAAAAAAAUAAUACUUACUGAUGUCAGAUACUUAAAAGUCAGGUGUACAUUUUCGGCUAAAACAUCAGCUGCUAAAUCGUAAUAUUGAUAUUUGCAAUACAGUAGUAAUAAAUUAGCAAACGUUUCAGGUGGAAAUGGAUUUUGUUGUAAUAAAAAUUGAAGUUUCUCAAAUCCUUCACUUGGCUUUGUGUCCAUAUUUAUCAAAGCUUGAUUGUGCAAUGUAACAGCAUCAAGUUCUUCUUCAGAUCUUGGGGGCAUAUCUGUUAGUGCUUCUUUUGCUGCUUCAUCUAGAUAUAUCAAACGAAAUUUAGUAACAAUAGGAGAUAUCAAAUAAUAAAUAUCUUUUGUGUAUAAUUACAAUUCUGCAAUUGAUAUUCUAUUGCAGCUUUUAAGUUGAACGCUUCUGUUAAAGCUGUUUCAUGUAAUGUUAAGGUAUUUCCAACACUACGGACUUCUAUACCAUCUGUGGUCAUUCCUACUCCUAAUUCUGGAUGUUCUCGUAUCCCUUGCUCAAUAAUAUCAGCUAGUAAUGUAUAAUAAAUGUUAUAUUAUUUUCAUAUAUUAA